CAGGUUAAUGAUACAAGCGUGUUAAUAACUUUAACCUAUUUAAUAAAGUGCAAUUUAGUUGUGAUUAUAAAUUAGGCAAUACUUAUUAUAUAAACAAGAGUUAAAUAACUUAUUCUCUCAUUUAAAUUUAAUAAAUGCAAUUCAGUUGACAAUGCUUUUAUGAAGAAAAACCAGACUCAGUUUUAUUUGAAUUUGAAAGUGACAUGGUCUACGUGACUUUACGCAAAUCUACAAUGUCUGCAUAACAAGAGUAGACAGAAACAGCAGCCAAAAUUCGAAUCAUACGUGCGUUCUCAUUGCCCCUUAACACAUCUUGGCAUCAGUACGUAUUGUGCUAACAAAGAAAAUUAAUACAACAUAAAUUGGUCUUUAAAAUAUUGAUAAUUAAAAAUAAAUAUUAAAAAAGUGUAAAAAUUUAAGUACAAUUUUUUAUACAUCACAAAAAGAAGACGCAGUUACAAAACACAGCAUGCUGGAUUUAGUAAACACAGUGCCUGAUAUAAGUUCAGGAACAAUGAAUUCCUUAGAAAAAAAUGAUGUUUCAUCAAGUGAAAUAGUUGUGAUAAGAGCAAAACCUAAAAAAGUCUUUAAGCCAAAAGCACGCAUUAAUCGUAUACCGCAAACGCUACUUGAUGAUCCGAUACUGCAAAAAGCCAUUGAUCGCUUGCCAUCAAACUAUAAUUUCGAAAUACAUAAGACAAUUUGGCGAAUCAUGGAAAUAAAGGCAAAACGUGUUGCUCUACAGUUGCCAGAAGGUCUGCUAAUGUACGCUUUGGUUAUUAGUGACAUUAUCGAACGAUUUACUGAGGCUGACACUAUAAUUAUGGGAGAUGUUACAUAUGGUGCUUGUUGCGUUGAUGAUUACACAGCUAAAGCACUAGGUGCAGAUUUAAUGGUACAUUACGGACAUAGUUGCUUAAUUCCAAUUGACCAGACAAAUGAGAUCAAAGUACUAUACGUCUUUGUUGAUAUUAAGAUAGAUCCAUUGCACUUCUUGGAUUCUGUAAAGCUUAAUUUUAAACCCGAAGAUGGUCAAAUAGCAUUGGUUAGUACAAUACAAUUUGUUACUACACUGCAAGCAGCAUCGGCUGAGUUAAAGGCAUCUGGUUAUGAUAUUAUUGUUCCACAAUCUAAACCUUUAAGUCCUGGUGAAAUUCUAGGUUGCACAUCGCCUCAAUUACCCGAUAGCACAAAGAAGAUAAUAUAUUUAGGUGAUGGAAGAUUUCACUUGGAAUCAAUUAUGAUUGCAAAUCCACACAUUAAGGCUUAUAAAUAUGAUCCAUAUGAAAAGAAAUUUACUAUAGAAGAAUACGAUCAUGUAUCCAUGCAGCAAAUACGUUUCUCACAAAUUCAAACUGCGAAAAAAGCAAAAAAGAUUGGCAUUAUUUUGGGCACGUUGGGUCGUCAGGGUAGUCGUCGCGUGCAUAGUUUUUUGCAAAAACGCUUACAAAAAAAAGGUUUAGAUACUACAACGAUAUUAUUAUCAGAAAUAUUUCCACAAAAAUUAGAACUUUUUAAGGAUAUUGAUGCGUUUGUUCAAAUUGCGUGUCCACGUUUAUCAAUCGAUUGGGGCUCUGCAUUUUCAAAACCUUUAUUGAAUCCAUAUGAAUUGUCUGUGGUGUUAGACGAUAUUGAGUGGACACCGCAUAAUUCAUCACCAAAAAACAAUGCCUACCCAAUGGAUUUUUAUGCCACCGGAAGCUUAGGUCCUUGGACACCUAAUUUUAAACCACCAGCUAUAGGAGAAUGCGAAAAUAAACCUUCUGCAGCAUGUUGUGGUCGUUGUACAAGGGCGGAAUUAGAAAAGGAUGGUAAUGAUGCAGUUAAGGCUUCAGCUAUUGCUGACAUAUUAGAUUUUAAAUAAUACUAAAAACAAGUGUGAUAUUCAUUGCGUACUUAGAUAAGUAAAUAUGUAUUGUUUUCACGUAUAUCAUAUAUACAAUUAUAAAUAUUGAGAUAUUAUUUUCGCUUCAUUUGUAAAUAAUAAAUAUUUAUAUAGCUUGACUUUACUUUAAUGCUUUACUUAAUUAGUUUUUAAUAAUUACGCUAAAUCACUUUUGUUAAAAUAUAUUUAAUUAUGUAUAACCUCAUAUGCAUUCUAAAAUAUGAUUAAAGAAAAGCUU
Molecule: messenger RNA, 2123 nt
Organism: Teleopsis dalmanni
Lineage: Eukaryota; Metazoa; Arthropoda; Insecta; Diptera; Diopsidae
Gene: Dph1
Product: 2-(3-amino-3-carboxypropyl)histidine synthase subunit 1
Exons: 3
Coding region: 470-1864 (464 amino acids)
Biological process (GO): protein histidyl modification to diphthamide
Molecular function (GO): 2-(3-amino-3-carboxypropyl)histidine synthase activity
Source: RefSeq, a predicted model, not a curated record